AUGGAGAGCAUCAGCGCCGCCCACCAAACCUUGGAGAAGAAAGCCAACCUCGACAGAACACUCACUGACGUCCAGGCACUCAUCGACCAGCUCCAACGAACCCGCGAUGCAGUCGCCGAAACUCCCGAGCUCACGGCGAUGCAUGUCGCAAAGCUCAAGCAGCCUGUGAAAGCCUCUUUCGAUAAGAUAGAGGAGAGUCUAAAGGAUGUAAACAAGGGCCUGAACCAGUACCAGAAGGCGCUGAAGGAGAAGUUCAAGAAUGCUCAACUACCAACUGCGUCCAACGAGGUGCUGGGCGGGGAGAAUGGGCUGGUCAACAGGGCUAUUGCGAUGCACCUAUUACGAGAAGGGAAGUUUGGGGUAGCCAGGACGUUUGUGCGGGAGGUCAACGAGUCGCAGGAGCAGCAGUAUCAACAGGACCGUGGGCUGAAUGGUAAUCCUGCGGCCAACGAUGGCUGGAUACAGGAAUUUGCGGACACGGAUGCUAUGAUUAUGGAGAUGGAGAGCGAGGGAAAGCUGGAGCUCAGAGAGGACGGGGAAGUGCUGGAUGGGAAGGGUCACCUGCAGAAGAAGUUCACGGAGAUGUACCACAUACUGGAGGCUCUACGAAGUCAACACAACUUGAGUCCCGCAAUAGCAUGGGCGAGGGAGAACAGUACGGAGCUGGAGAAUCGUGGAUCGAACCUGGAGUUUGAGCUGUCACGACUGAAGUUCGUCGAGCUAUACACAUCAUCCGAAGAGACAAUGUCGGAAGACAGUAUGACCGGUCCUCUUCGCGCUCUCGAAUACGCUCAAGCAGUAUUUCCAACAUUUAGCGGCCGCUACUCAAGAGAAAUGUCCAAUCUGCUCGGUUCUCUCGCAUAUUCUUCUGGCCUGGACGAGAGCCCGUACAAGACGCUCUUCUUCAACCAACAUCCAUGGGAAGAUGUGGCCACCUCUUUCACCCGAGAGUUCUGCUCCAUGCUCGGCCUCAGCUCGACAUCACCGCUCUACACCGCUGUUACCGCUGGCGGUAUCGCACUACCCAUACUGGAGAAGGUGGAGCGUGUGAUGGCGGCCUCGCGAGGCCAGUGGACGUCGGUGAACGAGUUGCCUGUCGAGACACCUCUGCCGCCGGAAAUGCUGUUCCACAGUAUCUUCGUCUGUCCCGUCUCGAAGGAACAAGCGACAGAUGACAAUCCGCCGAUGAUGCUGCCAUGCGGACACGUCAUUGCAGAGCAGAGUCUUCACAUGCAUUCAAGAGGGAAGAACAGGAUGAAGUGUCCAUACUGUCCGAACGAAAGCGAUCCGAAGAUGGCUCGGAGGGUGUAUAUUUGA
Molecule: messenger RNA, 1317 nt
Organism: Saxophila tyrrhenica
Lineage: Eukaryota; Fungi; Ascomycota; Dothideomycetes; Mycosphaerellales; Extremaceae
Exons: 1
Coding region: 1-1317 (438 amino acids)
Biological process (GO): proteasome-mediated ubiquitin-dependent protein catabolic process
Cellular component (GO): GID complex; nucleus; cytoplasm
Molecular function (GO): ubiquitin protein ligase activity; protein binding
Source: RefSeq, a predicted model, not a curated record